This is a messenger RNA of Aureobasidium melanogenum CBS 110374, 1287 nucleotides long. RefSeq names its product GPI transamidase-like protein component PIG-U. Gene Ontology annotation, biological process: attachment of GPI anchor to protein; protein localization to cell surface. Lineage: Eukaryota; Fungi; Ascomycota; Dothideomycetes; Dothideales; Saccotheciaceae. The transcript is spliced from 3 exons. The coding region runs from base 1 to 1287 and encodes 428 amino acids. The record is from RefSeq and is a predicted model, not a curated record. Gene Ontology annotation, cellular component: GPI-anchor transamidase complex; membrane.
AUGUCCAUGUCGACCUACGACCAUGCCCUCUUUGGUUCGGCAGCGGCUGUCCGUCUGCUGCUGACCUGGGCUUUUCCUGGUCUGCCCGACCUCCUCAGUGGACGUGUCGAGUUGUCCACGCCUGUGACGGGCUUCAAGAGAUUUCAAGAAGGUCUGUUCCUAUACAACCAUGGUCUAUCGCCUUACGACGGUGGUGUCUUCCACCAGGCCCCUCUACUCCUGCCGCUCUUCUCGCUCCUCCCUGAUCCCACACGCUACCCUCUGGUUACCGUCUUGCUAUACACAAUAGUCGAUCUGGCCAGCGCAUACGCUCUCAUGCAAAUCUUUGCUUCAGGCCAAUCCUACGCCACUCGCUUCUUCACAUCGUCGCGCGAAUCCAAGAGAUGGUCAUCUUCUGCUGUUGCUGCUGCAUACCUCUUCAACCCCUUUAUCAUCUUGACCUGCUUGGCUCGCUCCACCAAUGCCUUUGGAAACCUCUUCGUCCUCGUCGCUACAGCCAAGGCCUGCCGUGGCGCCUUUCUGACCUCGUCCUUGGCCCUGGCUAUCGCCUCAUACAUGUCCUUGAACCCUCUACUGCUACUUCCACCCAUCACCAUCCUGUGCUAUGACUCGUGGGUCCUGCGUCGCAAGAACACCAACCAGGCUGCAGCCGCUCCGACUUUGCUCGCAUUUGCUGUACGAUAUACCAUUGUAUUGGUCGCCGCCAUUGCCAUUUUAUUCGCUUUAUCAUAUGCACUGAUCGGCGACUGGUCCUUCAUCUCAUCCGUCUACGCCUCACGUCUUUUGCUACCUGACUUGACUCCCAAUGUCGGCCUGUGGUGGUACUUCUUCAUCGAAAUCUUCGACUCGUUCCGCAACUUCUUCUUGGGCGUCUUCUGGUUGCACAUGGCUUCAUAUUCGCCUGCUCUCACAAUCCGUCUUCGCGAUCAACCACUAGCCGCCAUCGUGCUUCUGUGCGGCAUUUUUGCAAUUUUCCAGCCAUACGCCAAUGUUGGUGAUGCUGGUUUCUGGCUUUCCAUGCUCUCCAUGUAUGGACAUGUUCAUGAACUUUCACGAUAUGCAUUCCCUGCCAUCAGCGCACUUAUAUACACAACUUUGCUCGGCCCCGCCUUCUACUAUCUCUGGGUGUAUGCCGGUAGCGGUAACGCAAACUUCUUCUAUGCCAUCACUCUGGUCUGGAGUCUGGCUUUGUCCGUGAUUCUGGCAGACAUCCUCCACGCCAUUAUCAGAGAUGAGUGGGAGAAAGAGCGCCCUGAAAUGAAAGGCAAAGAAGCUAAACAAAUAUGA